Molecule: messenger RNA, 258 nt
Organism: Pongo pygmaeus (Bornean orangutan)
Lineage: Eukaryota; Metazoa; Chordata; Mammalia; Primates; Hominidae
Product: ATP synthase subunit f, mitochondrial-like
Exons: 1
Coding region: 1-258 (85 amino acids)
Biological process (GO): proton motive force-driven mitochondrial ATP synthesis
Cellular component (GO): proton-transporting ATP synthase complex
Molecular function (GO): proton-transporting ATP synthase activity, rotational mechanism
Source: RefSeq, a predicted model, not a curated record
AUGGCGUCAGUCAUACCAGCGAAGGACAAGAAACGUCUGGAGGUCAAACUAGGGGAGCUGCCAAGCUGGAUCUUGAUGCAGGAUCUAGUCAUUGCCACAGGGAUUCAAAGAGGUUACUACUGGUACUACAACAAAUACAUCGACGUGAAGAAGGGGAGCAUCUCGGGGCUGACCAUGGUGCUGGCAGGCUACAUGCUCUUCCGCUACUGCCUUUCCUACAAGGAGCUCAAGCACAAGCAGCUACGCAGGUACCAGUGA